UGCUCUGGCUGCUGCUCUCAUCAGUCAAUGUUAACUGGACACUAAGUUUGCAGACCCUCCCCCCCGUCACAAUCCCUAUAAAAACUCACCAGCUCCCUGUUGCACAGUAAUUGUGCUGAGAGGUGAUCAAAAAAAAUGAAAUCUAUUCUUACUGGAAAGUUGUGUUUGACCUCCCUUAAACCCUGUAAUCUCGAGACGUGCACAAAGGAGGAGAUUUUGGAAUACUUUGAGAACACCUAUGACUUGGAUGAAACCCUUUUCAGUGCACUCAAAGAUGAAUCCAGCUUCUACUUGUGUCCAGAUCGACUACGGUUGCCCCUUAUAUUUUACUUUUGCCAUCCUCCAGUGCUCUACAUCAAUAAAUUGCUGCUCACUGGUCUCAUAAAGGAACAAGUGAAUCCCAGUUUUGAAGCUCUUUUUGAGACGGGAGUGGAUGAGAUGUCCUGGGAUGACACGGAGAAUUAUCGAAUGGGCGGAAGUUUUAACUGGCCCAGUUUGUCGGAGUGCAUUGAGUACCGGAGGAAGGUACGGGCCAUAGUUCGCAAAGUCAUCCAGGAAACCCCAUUAGAACUUCCAGUGACGGUAGACAGUCCUUGGUGGGCACUUUUUAUCGGACUGGAACACGAGCGAAUCCAUUUAGAAACUUCGUCUGUGCUGAUUCGUCAGUUGCCAAUUCACCUGGUUGAAAGGCCAUUAGGUUGGAGAUAUGCCUCAUCAAGUAGUGGAUUAGAAGCAUCUGACAACCCUCUGAUCAAAAUCCCAACUUCCCAAGUUGCUUAUGGAAAACCAAGGAAUUUCCCAUCUUAUGGCUGGGACAAUGAAUAUGGACAGAUGACAACAAUUGUUCCAGAUUUUGAAGCCAGCAAAUACCUAAUAAUGAAUGGGGAAUAUCUGAAGUUUGUACAGGCUGGAGGAUAUGGAAAGAAGGUUUACUGGACCAAGGAAGGCUGGGAGUGGAGGAAAUUCCGCCAGGCUCAUCAUCCUACAUUCUGGGUCUGUACAAAAGGAUGCAAGUCUGGCUGUGGAGCAGCCCUUGCAAGUUACUCACAUUGCCAACCGGAUAAAGCCACUAAAACCAGUGGAGAAGUAGGCUGCACAGAAGAACCUCCGAGUGGCAAUCAGAACGGAUGGUGUUUGAAUGGCGUUGAAGAGGAAGAAUUGCCAGAGUACAGGUACAGAGCUAUGUUUGAUAUCCUCCCAAUGCCCUGGGACUGGCCAGUAGAAGUCAACUAUCAUGAAGCAAAAGCAUUUUGUAUGUGGAAAGGCAGCGGAUACCGUCUCCCAACAGAAGCUGAGCAUCAUCUCAUGCGUGGUGGCAGCAAGAAGCCUUUGGGAGAUGGCAUUACGUCUGAUCCGAUAUUUUGUGAUGAUUUAAAGAAGAAAAGUAACAUCAACCUGGCUUUCGGCUCUCCGACGCCCGUGACUAUGUAUCCACCCAAUGAAGCAGGUUUUCAUGAUGUGUUCGGCAAUGUCUGGGUAUGGAUAGAAGAUCAUUUUAACGGUCUUCCAGGGUUUGAUACCAUGUACCUGUAUGAUGACUUCUCCAGCUCCAGCUUUGAUGGACAGCAUACAAUGAUUCUGGGUGGUUCUUGGAUCUCGACAGGUGACGAGGCAUCACGAUUUGCAAGGUUUGCCUUCAGGAGGCACUUUUUCCAACACCUGGGUUUUCGCUUGGUCAGAACAUGUGGUCUGUUGAAAACUCCAGUGAGAGUGGUGAAUGCUGAGACAAUUACUCCAGAUAACUCAAUCACUGUUCCCAAGGAGACUGUGCAAAUGAUCACCGUUCCAAGUGCCAACACUCAGCUGCAGUAUGAGACGGAUGUUGCUGUGCAGGAACAGCUUGAGCUGGAGUACGGAGACCUGAGCAAAGCAAGUUACUGCAGCCAGUUGUAUGGAGUGUGCAAUCGGGUGAUCAAGGAACAGCAGCUAGCUGGCAGCACAUGCCUUGUUCUAGGCAGUGGAACUGGUCUCAUCUCCUUCAUGUUAACCCAGUUGUUUUGCAAGGUAAUUGGGAUUGACUACUGUGGAAGAUUCAUUGAAACUGCACAACAACUAAAAUAUUCAGGAUACCAAAAUUCUGAUGUGAAGGUUCCAGAUUAUUUGGACCGAGAUAGGGUGAUAUUCAAACAGCUAACAUGGAUUCCAAAAGAAAUUGGACGUCAUUGUUUUAUACUUGUCAAUUUCCUGGAUCGUACCCUUAAUCCCUCAGCUUGGCUAGUGCGCCUGUCACAAAUUGUACAAGCAAAAGGUUUGGUUGUCGUCGCCUCAGAUACGUGGAGCAGGAACAAUCUAGAUCAAAGAUUUCAAGAACUCAGAAAACAGUUGUCCUUUGUGGAGCAAAUGGAAAUCAUAAGUAAAGGAAAACAAGGCAACAAAGUUACGUAUGCGACCAUUUGGAAACCAUGACAUCCCCUUGUCUCAGACUUCCAAGAUGGCAACAACAGAAAUUAGUGGGUGCGUCGUCAUAGCAAUCAUAGAAAUGAAGUCAUGAUUAUUGAUAAAGAAGUGAUUAUUGGAAUUUAUCUCGACGAUGUGAGUGUAUUGGUAACUUGUAUUUGAUUAGCUUUUUUACUGACCUUGAACAAAGUCUUGUGAUUAAACAUAGUCUCUGACCACAUGCUGAGUAUGUUCUGAUUUUAUGGACAUUCAUUAGAUUUCUCCUGACAUGGUAUGAAAUCUUCCUAGAGUCUCCAAUUUCUGAGCUACCCAACAGCUUCAGGCAAACAGGUGAGUGGCAAGUUUACCUCAACCCUUCACCAAUGCUUUCUUCAAGGUAGCUCCCAGAAGACACGCAAACAAGAAAGUGACCGACUAAAAACAAGAAAUUCCAGAUAGUCAUCUAGUCAGUGGGAGAGUUUUCCUUGAAAUACAAUUAAUCUUUGGGAGUUCAAUCAACAUAUUUGCUUCAAAGGCUUAGACCCUCCAUGAAUAUUCUGCACCAAUGAUUUUCAACAUUUCAUCGAUGAAUCCAGUAAACAUGCACAGUGAAGAAAUAGAUUUUGAUCUAAGCAAUAAGAAUGCCAUUUCUACUAUCAUGUAUGCUCACCAGCUGUAGCAUUCCAAUAAUACAAGUGACACUGAUCUCUCAUUGUUCGAACUGACUUACUUUAUACACUCAAUUGUUAAUUAUUUACAAAUCUUGAUUUAUAGAGUUGAAUUAUGUUGCAAAAGAGAAACAAGAUCAUGACAAAUGACUAAGUGAAAAAGUGUGAAGGACCAAUGAAAAUGAAGUUUUACGGGAAUUAUUGAAAUAAAGAAAAAAAAAAGUUAAGGCUGAGUGGCAUUUAUGGAGCACUUUUCAUGAUCAGCAGACAUCCCAAAGCACUUUCCAGACAGUCAAUAACUUUUGAAGUCACUGCUGCAGUAUAGGAAAUUGGCCAAAUGAUCAAAUAAGUUAAGCAUAAGUCAGAAAACACUAAAACCCAGCAAGUAUCAGAAUGAGAAAGGAUGUCAACAUCUCAGGUGGAGAUCCUUCAGUACUACCAGAACGGAAGGAAAACAUAUGCAUUUGUAAAGCACUUUCAACAACAUUAGUAUAUUUCGAAGCGUAUUAAAGUCAAUAGAGUAUACUUUGAAAAGAACCUUCAUUGGGGCCUGUAAAUCUGUAAUUAGACUUUAAGGAGAAUACGUACAUCAGGCAAUACUUUCAACCAACAGGCACUUGUCAUGCUGACUGGUGUAAAAUCUCUGCCGUUCGGAAAGUAUGAAAUGAACUGGUGCUCAGACUAAGAUUCUCAAUUCCUGCUGCUGGUUUCAAAGUCUGUUAAAAGUGAGUAGGGAUGUAUUAGAUUGGUGCAAGUGGCUGUGAACGUGCCUCGCGUUGUGGACUCCAAGCAAUGCCAACCAAAUGGUUGAGACAUGCGACUGGUCAGGCUGUGAUAACGGUGUGGCAGUAGCUGUACAUCCAAACUCAGAAAACGGGUGCCUAAAAUCACACUGUCUGACUCAGAGACACAAAGCUACAUUGUGUAACCAGGUACACACUAAAAUAUCAAGUUCCAAUAAGUUUGUGACAAUUGUGGAGGGAAACCUGAGUUUCUAUAACUAUUCGACUACUUUAUUAUCUUGUCUUCAGGAACCACAAAUCAGGAAGGCUUGUCUCGGUGUGACUUGGCCUAUGAUCUUCACCUAAAAAGAACCUGCUGUCAUUACAUGGAUAUGGUUACAGAGUCAAAGUGUAGGUUAAGAAUAUCAUUAAGACUGGGCUGCAUUUUAUGGCUCACUAGUAAUGCAUUGGUAGACAUAGCGGCAAUGCUGUCCACUUGCUUCAUGGAGGAGUCAUCAUUAAGCUUGCUUCCAAGUUAACUGGAAGCUUUAAGUGGACAAUUAAUGCAUAACUAAGUGCUGCAUCCUGCUCCCAGUGGAAUUUAUCUAGUGGUGAGAGGGGUCCAUACCGUGCUCCUGGGUUGACAGGGGUUGGGGAGGGAAUGGUGGUGACAGAGGGAUGCUGGAAGUCUGAAAUCAAAGCAGAAAAUGCCAUAAAUAAACAGUAGAAAGAGAGAGAGAGAGAGACAGACAGACAUAAGCUCAUACACAAAGGGUUAUGAACCUGAAACAUCACUUCAUUUCCUGUCUUAAAAAAUGCUUCCAGACUAUUCAAACAAGUAAUUGCAAUACAUGGCAACUUGAUGAUAGCCACAAAAAGCUAUACAAUUCUCAUUUCAGAUUACUACUUUAAUUUUUUUUAAAAACGGUUUUAGGGAAUUUCAAAUUUUAUACAAACACAAACCAAAAAUACCCCCUUCAAUAUACCCCGAUAAAAACAAAAUGAACACAAUCAACAGCCCCAAUGAUUGAUAAAAGUUAAAUAAAUUACAAAUAAGCAAGUACACAGGGUUUACCUGGUAUUGACUUUGAGAAACUUUUAGCUUAUUUCGGCACAAAAAUAUUUAAUUAGUUUUAAAAAUGAAAAAGUAGUAAACAUUUUUAGUGUCUUUUGUUCCAUUAUAAAACCUUUGGCUAUUUUCAGGAAAUCAAUCCUCCGGGUGCACAAAAGUCAGAUUUUUCAUUUGAUCUUUACUGCAGACCCAAUAUGUACAUUUUACACUACACUGAAUCUCAGCAGUUUUUCUUUAAUUAUUCCUUAUUCCAAGGUGCCCCAUCUCCUUGAAGAUACUGAGGAAUGUUUCACUGGCACUUUGUGCAAGCUACCAUUCCUCACGUAUCAGCCUAAAGGUGGCAGCCAUUUUAGCAGACAGAUUCUGCUCUUACACGGUUUCCAUUACUUGCGCCUGAAUACAAUUAGGUACAGGAAUAAAAGAGUUGAUUUGUUCCCUGUCUCACAAUGCAGGGGCACAAAGCCAAGUUUAUUGUUUCCAGCUCAAUGGGCUUAAUGCAUCAUGUCAUUGUUCCUCAACUGGUUCUCACCCCAGCUUCCAUUUUUUUUAAAAAACAUGCCAUUUGUA
Molecule: messenger RNA, 5405 nt
Organism: Chiloscyllium plagiosum (whitespotted bambooshark)
Lineage: Eukaryota; Metazoa; Chordata; Chondrichthyes; Orectolobiformes; Hemiscylliidae
Biological process (GO): protein oxidation
Molecular function (GO): formylglycine-generating oxidase activity
Source: RefSeq, a predicted model, not a curated record